This is a messenger RNA of Diatraea saccharalis (sugarcane borer), 967 nucleotides long. Lineage: Eukaryota; Metazoa; Arthropoda; Insecta; Lepidoptera; Crambidae. The record is from the annotation of a GenBank genome assembly.
CUUUGCCCUAACAACUGACAUUGACAGUGACAGACAUGUCAAAGAGAGUUCAAAUUUACGAGACAAGAUCGAAAGUUUUUGCGUUGGUAAAGUAAAAUUAUUAAUGAAAUUGUGCCGGUAAUAUUAAAACUAUGUCAGUACCUGACAUUUUGUGAAUGUACAGAAGUGUGAAUUUAAUGGGUUACAAAUUCAGCGCUUCGAAAUGCCUUGGUAUUUGUUUAGGUAUCACUUUCAUCAUGGGAUGCUAUUUGGCCUCCUUACCAAUACAGAAGGAAAGAGCGGCUUUACCUAAACCAAUAAAACAUCAAAUAAGCUCGACCAUUCCGGUAAAAAGACGUCUAGCUAUAAUCGUACCGUUCAGAGAUCGGUUCGAUGAACUGCUAGAAUUCGUUCCACAUAUGUACAAUUUCUUGAACAAGCAAAAAAUACCUUUCAAUAUAUUUGUUGUGCAACAGAAAGAUAACAACCGUUUCAACCGAGCUUCUCUCAUUAAUGUUGGAUUUUUGUGUACCAAACUUGACUAUGACUACAUUGCGAUGCAUGACGUAGACUUGAUGCCCAUUAAUGACAAUUUAAAGUACAACUAUCCAGCCUCGGGUCCAUUCCAUAUAUCCUCACCUCAAACACACCCUAAAUACCAUUACGAUACUUUCAUUGGAGGUAUUUUGUUGAUAACGAAAGAACACUAUGAACUAGUUGAUGGGAUGUCCAAUAAUUAUUGGGGAUGGGGGUUGGAAGAUGAUGAAUUCUAUGUCAGGCUUAGAGAUGCGGGUUUGAAAGUAACCAGGCCUGCUAACAUCACUACUGGACCCGAUAACACCUUCAAGUAAGGAAUUUGUUAAAAAAUAUCUUGAUUCUAGCAACUAUGAAAUUCCCAUUGUUUAAUUUAUGAGUUUGAGAAAGUUUACAAUUCUUAAAAUAAUUGAUUUCAUAUAUUUAAUUAAUCUGUUGUAUAAUUAACUAACAU